GGUGAAUUAAGACCAUAUUUCAUUUUUCAGCUACAAUGGAACUCCCGCGUUUGGAACGAUGUUGCUGUUUUUUUGAUUUGCAGACUGGAAAUAUUAUAUUAGGAUGUAUUAAUGCUUUCUUGUCAUUUUGCCUCUUCGUGGUAAUGAUAGUGGCUGCUGUUCAAAUUGACGCUAUUAAAACAGACGCAGACAAUGAACUAGGAGUGACAAACAAGGACGGCGAAUCAGGCGAAGAAGGCGCAGUAAUCAUACUAGAUGCCGAGCUCAGCGGACUAUACGUAAUCGCAGUUAUACUGGUGUUCAUGUUCCUAGCUAAGCUUUUGUUCGACGUGUUUUUCGUCAUUGGCGUGAUACUGGAGCGGAAGGGCAUUAUUAAAGCCUACUACAUCAUGUGGACAGUAUUUAUGAUGCUUUCAACGUUUACUUUCUUCCUCAAUUGGAAGUACUGGGGUGUGAAGACUAUCAUGUCUGAAGUGAUCUACUUAUGUUUAAACUUGUACGCCGUGUUGGUGUGUCACAGUUUUUAUGUUCAACUCAACAUGCGUGAAGAAGUCUAAAAAUACUAAUCCUAAAAAAACAUGCCGCC
Molecule: messenger RNA, 586 nt
Organism: Cydia splendana
Lineage: Eukaryota; Metazoa; Arthropoda; Insecta; Lepidoptera; Tortricidae
Exons: 4
Coding region: 36-557 (173 amino acids)
Source: RefSeq, a predicted model, not a curated record